This is a messenger RNA of Eleginops maclovinus (Patagonian blennie), 1731 nucleotides long. It is a transcript of the gene cdc50c, whose product is annotated as transmembrane protein 30C. The coding region runs from base 150 to 1202 and encodes 350 amino acids. The transcript is spliced from 7 exons. NCBI's taxonomy places the organism in Eukaryota, Metazoa, Chordata, Actinopteri, Perciformes, Eleginopidae. Gene Ontology annotation, cellular component: Golgi apparatus; plasma membrane; endoplasmic reticulum. The record is from RefSeq and is a predicted model, not a curated record.
UUUUGGCAAGCAGAGUGUGGUGUGUGUGUGUGUGUGUGUGUGUGGAGGGAUAUCGCUGAAGUUAGGAACAGGAAGAGAAGACAGCAGUGCCUUCUCUGACAAACCUUUUCGAGCUCUACUUCUUCUGUCCGCAUCCAAAGGUCCCUCUCAUGGGAAAAGUGAAGCCUGGGCCACUGUCUCGGAGGCCGGACAACUCUGCCUUCAAACAGCAGAGGUUACCUGCCUGGUCUCCCAUGCUAACGGCUAACACUGUGCUGCCUUUCUUCUACUUUAUGGCUUUGAUAUGCAUGCUGCUGGGAGUAUGGCUGCUUCUCACAGUGCAGAGCACACAGGAACUAAAGCUGGACUACACAGAGGCUGGUACGUGUGAUAUAUGUUUUGAAAAGCGUAAAAAUGUGAGCAACGCAGACCAACCCUGCUCCUGCACCGUGGUGUUAAGCAUCAAGAAAGCAUUCAAGGGAGAUGUCUUUUUCUACUACGGCCUCCAAAACUUCCAUCAGAACCUCCGUAGAUACAUGGACUCCAGAGAUGAUGCUCAGAUGGUGGGCAGGAAGAACAACUUAAAGAGCCCGAGUACAUACUGCCUGCCGUUUGACAAAGACAAAAAUGGACUCCCCGUUGCCCCCUGUGGUGCUGUGGCCAACAGUAUCUUCAAUGACUCCUUCACUCUGAGGUAUAUGGCACCCAGCGGUUCAGUGCUGGUCCCUCUGUUACGCAAAGGCAUCUCCUGGUACACGGACAAAAAUAUCAAGUACCGCAACCCAUCGAAUGGAAACAUGACGCUGCCUCAGGUGUUUGAAGGUACAGGCCGGCCUCUGUACUGGCAGAAGCCCGUGUAUGAUCUGGAUCCCCACGACGCGACCAAUAACGGCUUCAUCAACGAUGACCUAAUCGUGUGGAUGAGAGAGGCAGCCUUCCCCAACUUCAAGAAGCUCUAUGGGGUUUUGUACCGAGCCAACAAGCCUUUUGUUAACGGUCUGCCUGCGGGGAAUUACAGCGUCGACAUAUCUUACAACUUCCCUGUGAAGUACUUCCAAGGCAGAAAGGAAGUAGUGUUGACCACGCUGACCUGGUUUGGAGGUCAGAAUCACUUCCUGCCCAUUGCUUAUCUCGUCACCAGCUGCCUGAUCCUACUGAUAGCCGUCAUCCUCACGGUGGCCUGGUGUAAGUUUGGGAAAAGUGGUAGAAACAUGGAGGAAUGAGGGAGGAAGACGUGCUCUGGCAAGCUGAGGAGUGGAAAACUAUCCAGCAGCUAAAAAAGUAAUAACUGUCGUGCUGCUUUCUGGACAACAAAUAUUAAAGGCAAUGAAAGUUAAGGAGAAUGGUUAAAAAGUACAGUAUAUAUGUUGGAAAACCAACAAAGAAUUAAGUUUGGCAUCUGGUAAAUUCAUUUCCCUUUCAGCUGAAUGACCUGCAUGUGUUUGGCUGUCAUUGUGAUAGUGUUGCUCUGAAAACCCGCUGAGAGCUGGGUGUGUUAGCACAGGCGUUAAGCUUUCUUUACAUGUUGAUUUUACUUGUAUUUUUUUAAUACACACCGUGUUGUUCAUGCACUGUUGAUAUUUAUUGACAUAAUUAUCUAUUUCGUACAUUAUUUUAUCAAUAAUGAACUCAAAACAGUCACUGUGCUGUGCAAACUGCACUUACAAUGAAAGAAAAUAGGUAAUUUAACAGAACACUAAUAAAAAACAAAGCAAAAUGUCAUUGUAAUUAAAAAAAUGUUUUAAAAAAUCA